This is a messenger RNA of Lycium ferocissimum, 5717 nucleotides long. RefSeq lists its product as uncharacterized. The transcript has 6 exons. NCBI's taxonomy places the organism in Eukaryota, Viridiplantae, Streptophyta, Magnoliopsida, Solanales, Solanaceae. Bases 4251 to 5378 code for a protein of 375 amino acids. Gene Ontology annotation, cellular component: chloroplast. The record is from RefSeq and is a predicted model, not a curated record.
UUGAACCCCACAAGGCCACAAGUUGACAAAUAGAGAAGCAGAAGAGAGAAGCAAAGUAGCGCCUUUCUUGCUAAAACCCCAUACCUGACUACCAAGUCUCAACCAUUUCUUUGUUCACUCCUCUCCAUAAUUCCUCUACUGGGUACCUGAAAUCAAGAAUAAAGAAUGACAGUUGCGAAAACUGGUUGUUCGUUUUCCUGUGUUUUGACCUCUCUUUCUUCACCCUUUCAAUCCAACAACACGAGCACGGUGAUUCAAUCCCUUAAAACUUCUAGUUUGUCCUACAGGACAUGAAUACCAGAAUUAUGGGUUAGAUACUUGUAAAUUCUAUUUGGAGUCAUUUAUAUCUUUGAACUACCCAACGACUCUUCAUUGUCCUUUCUGCGCCAAGCUUUAAAAGAUGAGGCCUAAGCAUAACAUCAGGUUUCUUAGAGCAAAAAAGAAUUAUUAAAGAAAUGAUUGUGCUGAGAUAUUGCAAUAUGCUAUACAAUUAGAUUGGUGAAAAGAUUGAGGAAGAGUCAAUGGGUUUGGGUAAUAUGAAAGAAUGAACAAGCAAAGGAAGAUGACCUUACACUAGCAGUCUGAGAGCGGGUGAGGUCUAUGGAAGUGAUGAAGACUCAGUAAAUGCUGGUGACAUCAUUGCACAUUGGUUUAAUGGAGAACUCGAGCAUGCAAGUGUUGUGGAUAUACUUAUGCUUCCCUGAUAUGAAAGUAAUGAAUUAAGCUACCAAGAGAGGAUGAAUCAAGAGGAGGUGUCAAGGUGGGUACAACAACAACAUACACAGUGAAAUCCCAUAAAGUGGGGUCUGGGGAGGGUAGAGUGUACGCAAACCUUACCCCUACCUUGGGAGGUAGAGAGGUUGUUUCCGGUAGACCCUCAGCACAAAGGACAAGCAAUUCAAGGUGGUGGUAAAAAGAAAUAUAUUUAGUUUUCUCUUACGAAUUGAAAGGAACAGAUUUGAAAGAAUUACGCAGGUAACAAAAUGCCCAUCUCCGAGGAAGAAGAGUAAUAGAGAGGUGAAGCUGGUGUAGAUCAAUAUGAAUUUUGGGGUUGACACUAAGAGUAAAGGAAGAGGUUGCUAUGAAUUACAGAAGAUGAAGAUGAAAAUAUUUUGUUGGAAUAUUUUUUAUUAGAAAAGAAAGAUGGUUAGGAUGGUGUUGCGGAAGUGAAAAAUCGUCUUGUUUGCUUUAUUGAAACAAAGAUGAAAAUAUAUAAUUCAUCAAUCAUAAAACAAAUCUGGUGGAGUCACAGGGCAACAGUGGGAUCACUGUUAUUUUAUGGGAUAAAAGAAGAUGGAACUGUUUCAACAAGUUGAUGGUUGUUCUUACAAUUUCUGGCUGGAAGAAAUUAACACAGGGCUUUAAAUGCAUUUUCACCGACUUUAAUGUCACAAGGUUCAAUGAUGAAAACUAGGAAGAUAAACAAAAAAAAAUUCCAGGUCUAUGAGAAUUUUCAAAAUGCAUCGAAUACUUGGCUCUCAUAGACCUUCCAUUACAUGGGGGUCGUUUUACUUGGUUUAAAGGUAGCAAUGAAGGUGUCACAUCUAGAAUAUAUGUAGAUUUCUGAUGUUUUAAGAUUGGGAUGAAUCAUUUAAGGACAUUAAACAGAAGGUAAUACCAAGAAUUUUAUCAGAUCAUUUCCCUAUUAUACUUGUUUGUGGAAACUUGAAAAAGAGAAAGGAUAUUUUAAAUUUGAAAAUAUGUGGUUAGAGCAUGAUUAUUUCCUGAAGUUAGUGGAACAAUGGUGGGAGCAAUAUGAAUUUCAUGGGAGACCAGAUCUGGUGCUAGCAAAAAAGCUGCAAAGACUGAAGGAAGACAUAAAAAUGGGACAAGAGGUAUUUGGCAACCUUGGGAAAAGAAAGACGCAGUCUUAACUAGAUUGGAAGAGAUUGAUCACAGAUCUCGUCAAAUACAGAUUUGAACGUAGAAAAAAACCACUCUCAUGAAAGAAUUUGAAGAGAUUGUCAAUGCAGAGAGGUGUCUUAGAGGAAAAAGUCAAGGAGAUUGUGGCUUAAGCAAGGAGAUAGGAAUACAAAAUAUUUUCAUAAGCUGACCAACUCCCACAAAAGAUUUAACAAUAUUGAUCUUAUGGAGAUUGACAGCAGAAUUACAGAAAAUAAUAAGGAAAUCAGGGAUCAUAUUGUGACUUCUACCAGAAUUUAUUCCCUGAUACUGAAAUGUACAGAUCACAAUGAAUAGGUGAUAAGUUGGCGAAAUGAACGGAUGAAAAGAACAUUUGGCUACCGAGGCAGUUUACUGUGGCGGAAAUUAGUGAAGUUAUUAACAAGUUUGAAGGUGAUAAAGCACUGGGGCUGGAUGGAUUUGAUACGACAUUCUUCCAUAAAUGUUGAAAGAUUGUAAAGACGACAUCUUGAAGACGGGAGUUCUUUUAUCAGAAAGGAACUUAUGAGAAGAGCUUCAGUGGAACACUCUAGAUCUCCAAAAAAAAAAAAAAAAAGGAGCAAUGAAUAUAAAAGACUACUGGUCUACCAGUCUUUUGGGGAGUAUAUAUAAAAUUAUUGUCAAAGCUUUGACUGAAAGGUUAAAAAGGUUUAUGGAUAAAUUGGUAUCUGUCACUCAGAAUGCUUCAUUUAAGGAAGGCAAAUUGCAGAUGCAUCAUUGGAGGCCAAUGAGGUUUCUGAUUACUAUUUGAAGAUGGCGAAAGAAGCAAGCUGGAUUCGGUGAAGGCAUAUGACCAUAUUAGUUGGCAAUUCCUUUCACAAUACCAAAUGGCGGAGACAAAUAGAUUAAAACUUGCAUUUCCAUAGUCAAAUUUUCAGUCUUGAUCAAUGGGAGUCCGAAAGAAUUUUUUAAAAUCUCAAAGGGACCUUAGGCGGCAAGAAGAUCCGCUGCCUCCUUACUUGCUUGUUCUAGCCAUGGAAGUGUUUAGUAAGAUGUUGCAUAGCCCUUCUUGCAAAGGUUUUGAGAUUGAAGGUGCUCAUGGAAAUAUUUUGGAAAUUAAUCAUAUUCUAUAUGCUUAUGACACUGGUGUAAUGUAAAGCUGAUAGAAUGCAACUUUUGCAUUCGAAAAUUUUACUUUUAGCAUUUGAAGCAGUUUCUCGGGUUUAAGAUGAACCUUAUCAAAAGUAGUCUUUUCUCUGUAAAUGUGGACAAUCUUAUCGAUGACUUUGCUGAAAUUUUGGGUUGUAACACCAAGAAGUUCCCCACUACAUACCUUGGAUUUGCCAAGGUGUUAUGGACAAGUGUGAGAAAAAAUUGGUUUUAUGGAAAAGCAGUAUAUCUCUUCUCGUGGAAGAUUGAACCAGUGAAUUGUGUUUUGGAUGGAAUCCCCAAUUAUUUAAUGUCUCUAGUACCAAUCCUAACAAAAGUGGAGAAUGCAUCAGUAAGCUGAGAAGGAACUUUAUUUGGGAAGCUAAUGCAGAUAGUAGAAAUAUCCAUAUGAUAAGAUGUCAAAGAUCAUAAGGAACAAAAAGAAGGGAGGCUUUGUGUGAGGGACUUAAAUCUGCCUCCUCUAUAAGUGGUUAUGGAGAUGAAUGGUAACAAUGAUGCUAUAUGGAAGAUAGUGAUUAAUCGCAAGUAUGAAAGGGAGGGAUUCUGGUAGCCUGAGCAUGUGAACAACUCUUUUGGAGCGGCGAUGUGAAAAUAGAUAGCUGGUUUUGGGGAGAGUUUAAAAAUAACAUUAAAUUAAAGGUUGGGAAAUAGAAGGAAAAUUAAACUGUGGACUGAUAGAUGGUAUGAAGAAGGAUUGUUAAAUGAUCAAUUUCCUUUCAUUUAUAGCCUGGUGAAGAAUCAAGAUUGUUAGAUGGUUGACUGCCUUAUGGAAAACGAGUGGGAUUUUCAGGUUAGGAGAAACUUUAGUGACUGAGAACAGGAUGAAGUUAGUGUGAUUUUUUUUUUUUUUUUGAAGAAAAUUCAGACAACAAUUAUUGAUGAAAACAAGGAAGACACUCAGGUUUGGCUUGCGAACAAUAUGGGAAGAUAAUAUGGUGAAUUUUUUUUUUGAACGGUUACAAGAUCAUUAUCUUGAUUCAGAGACAUUCUGGCCCUGGAAUCUUUUUGGAAAAUUAAGGCCGCAACCAAAGUUGCAUGUUUUGGGCAGGUUGCUGCUUAUGAAGCUUGCUCGACCUAAUAUAGUUUACAGAAAAGGGAUUCAGUUUGUGUAAUAGAUACUUUAGUAUGAUCGCUCUGCAGAAAGAGGCAAGAAUGAUAUAAUAAGGGUUUUAAUUCAGGUGCAGGCUUGCAACACCUAAACUCAUACAUUAUUUUCCAAGAUUGGUUUGACUAAUAGCAUGUUGUACUCUGGAAGAGUUUCUUUUUUCUAUUUUUUUAAUGACGCUGGUGCAGGUCAGCUUGCACGCACCUCUAUUAUUCGACCAGAUUUUGCUAGCUCUCACCAGCACAUGUCUCAGGUGAGUGCAAGAUCAAGAGUGUUCUGCAUGCAGAGCUUUGUGGCAGAACGUCUAAAAAAUGAUAAAGUUGUUAGGUCACGUCAUUUCAAGCUUGAAAAGCUAAAGGUGCUGAGAAGUUCGAGUAGGAGACAAUUCAGUUUCUUUGCCACUGCGGAGGACCAGUUUCCUGACAGUGAGCUUGAGGAAGAUGGUUCUGAGCAAGAAAGUGUUGAAUACAUUGCAUCUGCCAGUGGUUCAAAUGUCCAAAUUGAAGGUGGUCGUGGUAAGCCGGGGGUACUAUCAUUCUACAGUCGUCCUUACAGAAGGGAGGAGGAAAUUCCUGUGUCCGCUGCUGCAAAGAACCAGAACAUUCUACUGUGGUUUGUUGGUCCAGCUGUCCUUGUAGCCUCUUUCAUCUUUCCCUCGCUUUACUUGCGCAGGAUAUUAUCAACUAUAUUUGAGGACUCUUUGUUAACUGAUUUCCUCAUCUUGUUCUUCACAGAGGCUUUCUUUUACUGUGGAGUAGCAGUGUUUCUUCUCCUAAUAGAUCGUUUAAGGAGACCGCUUGAGCUAGUAUCUUGUGACAGGAAAAUUACCCCACCACUCGGAUAUAGAAUAUGUUCAAUUUCUAUACUAGCACUUAGUCUAAUAAUUCCAAUGGUGACCAUGGGGUUUGUCUGGCCAUGGACCGGUCCUGCAGCUUCUGCUACUCUUGCCCCCUACCUUGUUGGUAUUGUAGUGCAAUUUGCUUUUGAGCAGUAUGCAAGAUAUAUUGACUCCCCUUCAUGGUCUGUUAUCCCUAUUGUUUUUCAGGUUUACAGGCUGCAUCAGCUGAAUAGGGCAGCACAAUUGGUAACAGCCCUUUCUUUGACAGUAAGAGGAGCAGAGAUGACUGCCCAGAACUUGGCAAUAAAUGGCUCAUUGAGCACACUUCUAAAUGUCCUUCAAUUUCUGGGGGUGAUUUGUAUUUGGUCCCUUUCUAGCUUCAUCAUGAGAUUUUUCCCUUCUGCUACUAUGGCUCAGGGCUAAGACAUGCUAUGUUCUGGUUGCUUGUUUGCUUUGCGAGUGCCACAGGUCUUAUUUCUUCAGAUGGUUCCUCCUGUUGGCUUGAUCUUUGUUGAAUCUGAAAGAACAUGCAUAAGCAUGGAAGUCUCUCCAACCAUUGCACAAAAUUCUUGGCAAAUGAAGGAAUGCAAGGUAUGGCGCUGCGAUUAUCUUGUCACCUCUUCUGUAUUAGGCUCUGAAUUUGGACCUCACUAGGAGGGAAUACUCGACUCACUAAGAUGGGAUAUUUCAUGUACAGUUUAACUUUUGUAAUAGAUAUCUUCUGCAAUUUUAACUAGAUUGGUAAAACUACCUUAGUAAUCA